Phaeoacremonium minimum UCRPA7 is the source of this 969-nucleotide messenger RNA. RefSeq names its product putative cbf nf-y family transcription factor protein. Gene Ontology annotation, molecular function: protein heterodimerization activity; chromatin DNA binding. NCBI's taxonomy places the organism in Eukaryota, Fungi, Ascomycota, Sordariomycetes, Togniniales, Togniniaceae. Gene Ontology annotation, biological process: heterochromatin formation; DNA damage response; leading strand elongation. The transcript is spliced from 4 exons. The record is from RefSeq and is a predicted model, not a curated record. Gene Ontology annotation, cellular component: CHRAC; epsilon DNA polymerase complex. Bases 1 to 969 code for a protein of 322 amino acids.
AUGCCUCCGCGCAAAAGCGAUCAGCAGCGCAAGAGCGAUGUCUCUGUAGCGAGAUUCAUUCUCGCCGACGAAGAGAGCCCAGCCACACAAUCCCCAGCUCCUGUAGCUGCAGCUCCCUCCACCUCCGCCUCUGCCACACCCGCUGCUGCGCGUGUCUCGCAACCACCAUCGGAGAAGAAGGAGAAAGAAAAGGACAAGGAGAAGGAGAAGGAUAAAGACAAGGAUAAGGAUGGAGAGAGAAAGGACACAGCCAUCUCGAUUGAGGACCUCCAGCUUCCCAAGUCGAUCAUCACACGCCUCGCAAAGGGUGUUCUUCCCCCAAACACCCAGAUCCAGGCCAAUGCGAUACUCGCCAUGUCAAAGAGCGCAACGGUAUUCAUCAAUCAUCUAGCAAACGCGGCCAAUGAGAUCACGACGAUGCAGAACAAGAAGACUAUCAUGCCGCCCGAUGUAUUCCGAGCUCUGGAUGAGAUCGAGUUUGGCUUCAUGCGGGAGCGCGUAGAGGCCGAGUUUGCCAAGUUCAACGAGGUUCAAACAUCGAAACGCACUACGUAUCGCAAGAAGAUAGCUGCCGCCAAGAAGGCCACCACUGGCGAGGAUGGCCCAGAUGCGUCAAUGGUGAGCAUGCCCGAGGGGGACACAACCAUGAACGAUAGUGCGUUGGUAUCUGGCGCCGACACGAGCGCGAUACAGCAGCCACGCUCGAAGAAGGCUAGAACGGACGAUGCCAGCGGUCUCGACUCGUCUAGAAUGGAGCUUGACGAAGACGGACAGGAGCACGAGCACUCGGAUGCCGAGACCGUACCGGAUGAUGUGGACGAGGAUGAGGACGAAGACGAUGCAGAGGAGGAAGAGGAAGAAGAGGACGACGAUAAGGAGGCGGCAGACGAGGAGCGAGACGAUGUAGAAGAUCGCGAGAAUGGCCCUGACGAGGACGAAGCUCUGGAUGAUGGCAACGAUAGUGAGUAA